AUGUCACUAUCACGUCCGUCAAACGCUUUUGAUGCUCUAGUACCAAACGAAUCUUUCUUCGACAGGGAAAAGGAGAGGCUGGUGGAGGAGAUCUCGGCUAGCUUCGAAGAGCUUAUGGGACAUACCAAUGUCUUAAAUCGAAAGCUAGAAGAGGUAUUCGGAGUCGGAAAGGAAUUCACGACCGUGGCGUCAUUAUGGGGGAAAUUCAAUGAUUUGAUAAGAGAACAACAGACCGAACUUGCUCAAUCAGCCGACAUAGGUGUACCAGGUACAGGAUCUUCGCAGUUUACUGCCAGCGUAGUGAAGAACAAUCAAGCAACAAGUGGUAAUAUUGCCGGAAAGUAA
Messenger RNA from Kwoniella shivajii, 345 nucleotides. RefSeq lists its product as uncharacterized. The transcript has 4 exons. The record is from RefSeq and is a predicted model, not a curated record. Gene Ontology annotation, molecular function: microtubule plus-end binding. Lineage: Eukaryota; Fungi; Basidiomycota; Tremellomycetes; Tremellales; Cryptococcaceae. Gene Ontology annotation, cellular component: DASH complex; mitotic spindle pole body; mitotic spindle. The coding region runs from base 1 to 345 and encodes 114 amino acids.